AUGUGCAACUUGGACGAAUACGGCGUUCCUCAUUGUAGUUGUUACGGCAGUCGCGUUUUAUCAGCGGAUAACAUGACAUGUUUUGACAGCGACGCGAAUUGCGACAAAAAUGAGCAUUUCGAGUGCUUUAAUGGUCACUGCAUUCCUUACGAAUUCACGUGUGAUGGCGUCAAGGAGUGCCAGGGCGGCGAAGACGAAAACCUGGCUUAUUGCGCGACCAGAAGGUGCCGCAGCGGUUUUUUCAGGUGUAAGAACGGCAUGUGUAUCAAGGCAACCAAAAUGUGUGAUGGAAAGAACGACUGUGGUGAUUUUUCGGACGAGACUUCUGGUUGUGCUCCUCGCAACUGCAGCGCGUUCAGUAUAUUUGGAAGGCCGAUGAUAAACUGCAAUUUCACCUCUCAGUGCAUCUCCCCUAGUUGGAUAUGCGACGGUAGCAACGACUGUUGGGACAAUUCUGAUGAAUAUCACUGUCCAGUCGCUGAAAAUGUGCGUCGUACCUGUGGCUCACAUAUGUUCACUUGUCUUUCUUCUUUCAAGUGCAUUCCGCUCAACUGGAAAUGCGAUGGAGACAAAGACUGCUCAGAUGGUUCUGAUGAAGUCGGUUGCAAGCACGCCUGCGACGCCGCGCAUGAAUUCACGUGUCAUGACAAAAUAUGCAUACCCAGUAGUUGGCGUUGUGACGGGACCCUUGACUGCACCGAUGGCGAAGACGAGGAUCCCGCUAUGUGCGGCUUGGACAAAUGCGUCGAAUUCAAGUGUCCGAAUGGCAAGUGCAUCUCGCGCGGUUGGGUGUGCGACGGAGAGAAUGAUUGCGGCGAUCCCAUGGCGAGCGACGAGUUGAACUGCAAUAUUAGUUCCCUGUGUGCCGCCGAUCAUUUUCAGUGUCACAACGGACUUUGCAUUCUGGCAGCGUUUUACUGCGACGGCCAUGACGAUUGUGGCGACGGCAGUGACGAACCUGAAUACUGUCACAGAAGGCCAUGCACCAGUUCACAGUUUCAGUGCAAAAACAAGCGCUGCAUUCCACUGGCAUGGAAAUGUAACGGUUUCGAUGACUGCAAGGACAAAUCAGACGAAGAUUCGGAACUCUGCGGAACCGAAAUCACUGCAACUUGCAAAAGCAGUGAAUACAAGUGCGACAACAUGGUGUGCAUAAACAAAGAUCUGGUCUGUAAUGGUCAGAACGACUGCGGCGAUUGGUCCGACGAAGGCUACAAAUGCAAUAUUGACGAGUGUUCGUUCCUGAAUAAUCCUUGCGACCAUACAUGCGUGAAUGAAAAGAUCGGGUUUUCUUGUGUGUGCAGGCCUGGCUACAAGCUCCAGGACAAUAUGCGUAGCUGUGUUGAUAUUAACGAAUGCAACGAAACAUUCCCAUGUGCGCAGUAUUGUGUAAACCGUGUCGGCAGUUUCGAAUGUAGUUGUGCCCCUGGUUACGCGCUGCAGUUAGACGCAAGGUCAUGCAAGCACGUCGACAAGGUCGAUCCUGAGCUGUUGAUAUCUAACCGGUACUACAUCAAGCGCUAUACGCUUGAUGGUCAUUCAAAGGGCCAUGUUUACAGUAAUUUUUCGAAUGUGGUUGCGGUUGAUUAUGAUCUGUCAGAGGAACGCGUGUAUUGGUCGGAUGUAACGGUUACCGACAGCAAAAUUGGACGCGUAUUUAUAAACGGAAGCGGCUAUCAGGUCCUUCAUUCGCACGGCAUUCGCAACCCGGACGGCAUAGCGCUCGACUGGAUAGCCCGCAAUUUGUAUUGGUGCGACAAAGGAUUCGACACCAUUGAGGUAUCCAAGUUGGAUGGAUCAUCACGGAGGGUCUUGCUCAAAGGUUUGCCAUUGGAAGAACCGCGGGCGAUAGUUCUCGAUCCAAACCCGGAUGCUAGAAUGGAAAUGGACGGUUCAAAUGCCAGGAUCAUUUAUUCUCGUUCCGUCAGGUGGCCUAACGCUCUUACUUUGGAUUUCGUGAUUCGUCGAAUCUUCUGGGGCGAUGCCGGAGAAGAUUACAUCGGCAUGAGCAACUAUGAGGGUAAGGAAGUGCGUAUCGUCCGCUCGGAAGGGAUUCAUCAUAUCUUCAGUCUUACCGUAUUUGAAAGCUUCCUUUACUGGACUGACUGGGAGGCGAGUCGCGUGGAACGAGGUCACAAAUACCACGGCACUAACCAUUCGAUCAUCAUUCGGAGAAUGUCCCAUCGGCCUAUGGGCAUCCGUGUCAUGCAUCCCCUACUGCAGCCGUCACUUUCAGUGAACGCUGCUCACAAUCCGUGUUUGACGUCGCGCUGUAGUAAUCUCUGUUUGCUGAGCUCGUCUUCCAAAAGAGGCUUUACCUGCGAAUGUCCUGACGGUUUCCAGAAGCACGGUGACGCGGAAUGCAUACACAAGUGCAAACCAUCACAAUUCGUUUGUACGCAUACUUUCAAGUGUUUGCCACUUUGGUGGCGCUGCGACGGACAAGACGAUUGCGGCGAUGGUCAAGACGAGAUGUACUUCCUGCCGAACACAUGCCCGCCGUUCAUCUGCAGUCCCGGUCAAUUUCUUUGUCCGAAUUCUUCAGUUUGUAUCCAGCCAGAAGCGAUAUGUGAUGGCAACCUCGACUGUCCUGAUGGAAGCGAUGAACGCAAGGAGAAGGGUCUGGUUGAUUGUAGUUUGUACGAAUGUAUGACGGGCCAAUGGAAGUGUCCAAAUUCAUCGAUGUGCAUUUCACAGAUGAAGGUCUGUGAUGGCGUCAAGGACUGUACGUUCAGUGAGGAUGAGGACAACUGUGAUAAAAGGAAGUGUCCCGCUGACUUCUUCACUUGUACCGAUCAGCAAUCGUGCAUUCCAAAGGUGUGGAUCUGCGAUGGCCAGAAGGACUGUCCUGACGGAAGUGACGAAACAGAAUCAGAUUGUGGAAAUCGUACAUGUUCGGCUAUGGAGUUUCGGUGUGACGAAGGUCGCUGUAUUCCUAAGAGCUGGCGCUGUGACGGAGACAAGGACUGCCGAAAUGGCGAAGACGAGAAAGAUUGCAGCAAUUCCACUUGCACCGGCAGCUACUUUCUUUGCAGCGACGGUCUGUGUAUUCCGAGAGACCGCGUGUGCGAUGGCCGAUCGGAUUGUGCUGAUGAGAUUGACGAAAUGUUCUGCAAUAGUACGUUUACGUGCCGCGAAAAUGAGUUUCGCUGCUUAAACGGCAGCCACUGCAUUUCGCGGCAUCUGUUAUGCGACGGCGAAUUCGACUGUCUAGACGGAAGUGAUGAAGGCCAGGCGGCUGGAUGUUCAGGUGUUAAAGUCGUUACUCGAUGCCGUGAUAGUCAGUUCGCUUGCAAAAAUGGCCGUCAGUGCGUGCCGUUGAUUUGGAAAUGCGACAACGAACCGGAUUGCUCAGACAUGUCAGACGAACUGAAUUGCGUUCUGUUUGAGCGUCGCAGAGUGAAACAUCGGCUUGCGAACAGGGGGUCAAAAGUAUUAGACUAUCGCUCUUAUUUCAGAGAUCGAGAUCGAAUCCUUGUACUUUUCCAGAUAUCAGUUUUUGUUACCGUGGCUGUUUCAGAAGUGAUUUGUCGUCGUGAUGAGUUCCAAUGUACCGAGAUAAAGCAAUGCGUUCGCAGCUCUUGGGUAUGCGAUGGACAGAAGGACUGUCAGGAUGGAAGCGACGAAAACCCUACGUUGUGUGCUGUUCGACCAUGUCCGCCGAGUCAAACUAAGUGUGCCAACGGUGUCUGCUACCCGAGCCAGCUGCGCUGCGACGGUUUCAAGCACUGCGAUGACGGUUCUGAUGAAAUAAGCACUUUCUGUCAGUACAAAUGUGAAUUCAUGUGUGGAAAUGGCCACUGCAUCGGACUAAGGUAUCGUUGCGAUGGCUACGAUGAUUGCGGCGAUGGUUCUGACGAAACCGACUGCGCUCCAAACGCUUGUCUUGAAUUCGGAGUAUGUUCGCAGAAAUGCGAAUUCAGCAAGAUGAACCGACAGCCAAAAUGUUACUGUGAUAGCGGCUACGUUCCCGAGUUGCUGAAUCCAAAACUGUGCCGUGCCUCAGGCGAUAUGCCGAUCCUUUUGUUAUCCUGCAGCAGCGAGAUAAGAUCCCUUGAUCCAUACGCCGAACUUCACUACAAUACGUUUGAAGUUCCGUUUUCACGAAUCACAACACUCAGUUUCUUCGUGUCGCUGUCCACUUCAUCGUCUGCCGGCUCGCCCUUCUAUCUCUACUGGACCGAUUCGCACCAGGGAAAGAUUUUUCGCCGGCGUUUUGAUGAUAUGAUGAAUAUGCAAAGUAACAGCUUCAAACCAAAGUCUCGCCGCGAAAUCGGAACAUUAGAACACGACGACGUCCUGCUUGAUGGACUGAGUCAGCCUACUGGCAUUGCCAUUGACUGGAUCAACGAGAACAUGUAUUGGACCGAUCUCAAGGACUGUUUCAUUGGAAUAUCCGACCUCGUCGGCAAGAUAUCUUUGCGUUUGAUUUUCAGAAACAUCGAAGAGCCGACGAGCAUCGCCGUCGCCCCCGAAAAAGGGCAAAUAUUUUGGAGUGACACUGGUUGGGAGGCUCGCAUAGAAACAGCCUCACUUCGAGGCUUGGAACGGCGCACUCUCGUUGCUAAGAAUGUUCUUUACCCAACGGGACUGGCGAUCGAUCAUGCGAACGAGCGCCUGUUUUGGGCUGACCCAAAAACAGCAUCCAUCGAAACGAUUCGUUUUGACGGGUCCAAUAGACGGGUUGUGAAAACGUUUGUGAUAGGUACUUUUCUAGUCAGCGCCUUCUUCUUUAAGCGCUUUGUUAAUCGUGUUCAAAACUGCAUAGCUUUCCUCAAAUCACAGAUUACGUAAGU
Molecule: messenger RNA, 4796 nt
Organism: Soboliphyme baturini
Lineage: Eukaryota; Metazoa; Nematoda; Enoplea; Dioctophymatida; Soboliphymatidae
Source: the annotation of a GenBank genome assembly